This is a messenger RNA of Urocitellus parryii (Arctic ground squirrel), 4809 nucleotides long. RefSeq names its product polyhomeotic homolog 2 (gene Phc2). Lineage: Eukaryota; Metazoa; Chordata; Mammalia; Rodentia; Sciuridae. Gene Ontology annotation, molecular function: chromatin binding; histone binding; zinc ion binding. Gene Ontology annotation, biological process: negative regulation of DNA-templated transcription. Gene Ontology annotation, cellular component: PRC1 complex; nucleus. The record is from RefSeq and is a predicted model, not a curated record.
UCCCGGCGCCGCGCUGCCGGCUUAACCCUUUGGGCACCCAGCUGUCACGGAGCAGCGGGGCGCGGCGGCAGGGCCCGGCCGCGCGAGGCGGGGCAUUGCCGUGGGCAUCGGCGGCAGGCGGCGGACGGCCUGACCCGGGAUCUGCAGCGCGGGGCCCGCGCGGGGACUGAGCAGCCCGGGCGGCGACCUGCUGACCGCGGCACGCCGGGGCCCGGGACCCAGCCGAGAAGWGGGCUGCGGCGAACUCUGCGGCCCGGGUUUGCGGGAAGCUGCGGGGAACCGGCUGAAGUCCUGGCACUCGCGCGCUUUAGGGAGCGGGGAUCCGGUCCGGCGCAGAGGCCCGCCUCAGCAGCCAGUGGCCUUCGCGGCCUGCGUCUCCGCCACUGUCCCGCAGAGUGCGGGGGAAACCGGGGGUCGGGCCUGACCACGGCGCCCCCUCCUCAGCCGCGGCCUGACAGUCCAGCCGCCGGCACUUUUGACCCAGAGUCAAGCCUGGGGUCGGGCACGGGGAGGGGGGAAUCCUGCGGGAAGAAGGCGAGAUUGGUGCGUGGGGUCACCAGCCAAGGGAACCCCGUUGUUGGUACUGGGAGGAGAGGACAGUCCCCUUAAGGAAACACAGGCCCCAAAGUAUGAAAAGGAAAUUUACCCAAGAAAGGCACUGGCCCCUUGUUUUCUGUGCUGGGUGAUGACCUGACACCCAUGGAAAAAGGUCACUGCGGGACACCUGGAUCGGGUCUGUCAUGUACAGAGGAAGCAGCUGUUUUACAUCCUUGCUGACUGCACUGAAAAUAAGUGAGGCUAAUUAUAAUAAUCCAUCCUUGGGCCAACUUCUGUGGAGCAAUAGAUCAACCUCAACUAUUAACCUUUCGUUGUCUGCCUGCUCUUCUGCUGUCUGUGUGCCCUGACUGUGCCACUCUGUAGGCCAUGGAGAAUGAGCUGCCAGUCCCGCACACAUCUAGCAGUGCCAGUGUCACCAAUAGUACCAGCGGGGCCAGUAGCAGCAGUGGCUGCAACAAUAGCAGCAGUGGUGGCAGUGGACGCCCCCCGGGACCCCAGAUUUCUGUAUACAGUGGCAUUCCUGACCGACAGACAGUGCAGGUGAUCCAGCAGGCCCUGCACAGGCAGCCCAGCACUGCGGCUCAGUACCUGCAACAGAUGUACGCCGCCCAGCAGCAGCACCUCAUGCUGCAGACAGCCGCCCUGCAGCAGCAGCACCUCAGCAGCGCCCAGCUCCAGAGCCUGGCGGCAGUACAGCAGGCGAGCCUAGUGGCCAGCAGACAAGGGAGCACUUCUGGCAGCAGUGCGUCUGCACAGGCCCCGGCCCAGUCACCUUCGAUCAAUCUGGCAGCCUCCCCAGCAGCAGCCCAGCUCAUCAACCGGGCUCAGAGUGUCAACUCGGCCACAGCCUCAGGCCUUGCCCAGCAGGCCGUGCUCCUGGGCAACACAUCUUCUCCAGCCCUCACCRCCAGCCAAGCACAGAUGUAUCUCAGGGCACAGAUGGCCCAGCCAGGUAACCUGGUGCAGGUAGCUAGGAGCCUAGGCGGCACUGUUCCUUUGUCCCCUCAGCUCAUCUUCACGCCCACGGCCACCGUCGCUACUGUGCAGCCUGAGCUCGGCACUGGCUCCCCCGCCCGGCCCCCCACCCCCGCCCAGGUACAGAACCUGACCCUCCGAACACAGCAGACAUCAGCUGCAGCAGCCUCGGGCCCUAACCCCACUCAGCCUGUCCUGCCCAGCUUGGCCCUGAAACCCACACCUGGCAGUAGCCAGCCUCUGCCUACCCCAUCACAGGGCAGGAACACUGCUCAGGGUUCCCCUGCAGGUGCCAAGCCUGGCGUAACUGACAGUGUGGUGGAGCCACUCAAGAAAGGAGAUGGCAAUGGCAGCCUGCCAGGGAGCGUGGAGGGCCGGGCUGGGCUCAGCCGAACUGUUCCUGCUGUGGCUGCCCACCCCCUCAUUGCACCAGCUUAUGCGCAACUACAGCCACAUCAGUUCCUCUCGCAGCCGUCAUCAAAGCACCUGCAGCCCCAGUUUGUGAUCCAACAGCAGCCGCAGCCGCAGCAGACCCAGCCGCCACGACCUGCACCCCAAGCCCAGUCCCAACCCCAGCUCACCUCAGUCCCUCCAAGCCUGGCCCUGCAGCCUGGCUCAGAAGCCCACACCAUGCCCCUGGGUCCAGUUACACCCACCCUGCCACUCCAGUGUCCCACGGCCAAUCUGCACAAGCCCAGCAUCAGUCAGCAGUGUCACCCUCCCACGCCAGACCCUGGGCCUCAGAAUGGACAUCCCGAGGGCAUGUCCCACACCCCUCAUCGCAGGUUCCAACACACCUCAGCUGUCAUCUUACAACUACAGCCUGCUUCACCAGUGCCCCAGCAGUGCUCCCCUGAUGACUGGAAGGAAGUGGGACCUGGGGAGAAGAGUGUGCCUGAGACUCGGUCAGGUCCAUCACCACACCAGCAAGCCAUUGUCACUGCCAUGCCUAGUGGCCUGCCUGUAGCCAAGAGCCCUAACAUCCAGCAGUCUCCUGCUCACGAGACAGGGCAGGGCAUUGUUCAUGCGCUGACCGACCUCAGCAGCCCCGGCAUGACCUCAGGGAACGGAAACUCUGCCUCCAGCAUCGCCGGCACUGCCCCCCAGAAUGGUGAGAAUAAACCACCACAGGCCAUUGUGAAACCCCAAAUCCUGACGCAUGUUAUCGAAGGGUUUGUGAUCCAGGAGGGGGCGGAGCCUUUCCCGGUGGGACGCUCGUCCCUGCUGGUGGGGAAUCUCAAGAAGAAGUAUGCACAGGGGUUCUUGCCUGAGAAGCUUCCACAGCAGGACCAUACCACCACCACUGACUCUGAGAUGGAGGAGCCCUACCUGCAAGAAUCCAAAGAGGAGGGUACUCCCCUCAAACUCAAGUGUGAGCUCUGUGGCCGGGUGGACUUUGCCUACAAGUUCAAGCGAUCCAAGCGUUUUUGUUCCAUGGCUUGUGCAAAGAGGUAUAAUGUGGGAUGCACCAAGCGAGUGGGACUUUUCCACUCAGACCGGAGCAAGCUGCAGAAGACAGGGUCCACCACCCACAACCGCCGUCGGGCCAGCAAGGCCAGUCUGCCAACACUUACCAAGGAUACCAAGAAGCAGCCAACAGGCACUGUACCCCUUUCAGUUACUGCUGCACUGCAGCUGACACACAGCCAGGAAGACUCCAGCCGCUGCUCAGAUAACUCCAGCUAUGAGGAACCCUUGUCACCCAUCUCGGCCAGCUCAUCCACCUCCCGCCGGAGACAAGGCCAGCGAGACCUGGAGCUCCCAGACAUGCACAUGCGGGACCUGGUGGGCAUGGGACACCACUUCCUUCCAAGUGAGCCCACCAAAUGGAAUGUAGAAGAUGUCUACGAAUUCAUCCGCUCUCUGCCAGGCUGCCAGGAGAUAGCAGAGGAAUUCCGAGCCCAGGAAAUCGAUGGGCAAGCUCUGCUGCUGCUCAAGGAGGACCAUCUGAUGAGCGCCAUGAACAUCAAGCUGGGCCCCGCCCUCAAAAUCUACGCCCGCAUCAGCAUGCUCAAGGACUCCUAGGGCUGGCUGGGCAGCCAGGAUCCUGGCCCAGGGGUCCUCCUCCCAACUGAGCAGAGCCAGACAGACAUUCCUUGAGGGCCCCAGAAACGGGGCUAGUUGGAGGAAAGGGGCCUCCCUAGGGGCAUGGCUGGUGAGGAGGUCUGGGCCCUCCUCAAUGGCUCUCAGGGGCCUUUCAUUUCUGUGGGAGGGGCAGAGAGGGAGGUGGCACAGAAGAUGGGGCUUUAUGCUUGUAUAUAUUGAUAGCACUGGCUUCUUCCAAAGUCCCAGUACUCUAGCCCCGCUCUCUUCCCCUCUCUCUGUCCCCCGUUUUCCAGGGGGUUUAUGGUCAGGGCUUCCCAACCUAAGUUGGGUUCCUUCCAAGGGCAGCCAGCAGGCCUGAGCGAGGCCUGGAGCACCCUUGCCUUCCUUCCUCCACUUCCUUCUCCAGGCCUGUUGAACCUUCCGUUGCCAGCUUCUCCCCUUCAGCCUGUUUCGGCAGCAGCCAGGGGCUUCCCUACACCAGGUGCAGGUGGAGAGAGAAGCUGGGCCCAGGUUGGCCGUGCCUGCUGGCAUAGACGCCUUAAUGCUGUGUGUGUGACUGUGUGACUGUGGGAGCCUGGACUGACAGACAGUCCACAGCUGCCCUCUGGCAUCUCCAGGUGUUUUGUAGCAAAUGGCCACUUAGUGCUUUGUCCUGGACUCCACUCCGCCUGAGGAUGGGGAAUAGAAAAGAAGGGCAGCCUCUAGGGAGAGGCAAGUCCCCCUCCAGAGGAGUCAAGAGGUCUCUAAGCCCCUCCCCACACUGUGACUGUCCCCUGACUGCCCUGCUGCCUCACAAACAGCAUUAAGGAAACUGCCGGUGGGCUGGGCACAUCAGCUGAGCCUCUGGGUCGGUCGGUCUGCCUGCCUGCCCGCCCGCCCUGGGAGCCCAAGUGGUGGGGGCCCAGAGAAUUAAGCAGGGAGAGAGCAGCCAGUCACUGUUGGUGUGAAGAAGGCAGCCUUUGACCUCCCACUCCCACACUUUUUAGCUUAUAAAACUUCCUAGCAGCAGUUACAGCUACCUGAGGAGGAGGCAGGGCAGGAAGGGUGAGGACCUGCCUCUGACUUGCCCUGUCCUUGCAGGCUCCUGGGGGAAGAGUUGGACUCUUCACAGGAAGGGGUGGGCACCUUUCUCUGCUUGUUCUAUUCCCCACCCACACCCCCAGGCAAGGUUGGAAAUGAAGGACUUUUUUUAACCUUUUUGUUUUUUUAAAAAUAAAUUUGCAAAAUCUG